AUAUAUUUGACCUGACUCGGAUAAGGUCAAGUCUUUACAGUUAUCUGACCUGACCUGGCUCAUCGAACACGCUGAGGCCAAUGCUCUUCAAAGAGACCUAAACGUAGACCCAGUAACAAGAUAGGUAGUACAUAUAGCUAGGUGUUUGCCCUAUUUGCUUUGCGAUGUGUUCAUCACGAAGUAAACCCUAAAUUUCAAUGCACAUUUACAUACGAUAUCAAUAGUACAGCUUAGAGGCAUUUCGCAAAUUUCAGAUUUUUAUUUAAACAUCCAACCUCUGACGACUCUACAUAGAAGAUGGCUUACGAAAGAUCAAUUAUCAUCACCGGCGGGACGGUUAAUCUGGGCUACUAUACCGCGCUACAGAUUGCCAAGGCACACCCCGAAUACCUGAUCAUAGUAUCAUCACGAUCAGACCGCGAGCAUGCCGCGGAUACCAUCAAUAAGGCACUCGGCCAAGAAAAUGUAGUUUACAUCCCGCUCGAUCUCUCAAGCCUACAGAGUGUACGCACUUUUGCUGAAGAUUGGGCGUUGAAGAACUACCCCCCUAUACAGGCCUUGGUUUUCAACGCGGCUCUGCAACAUCCUGGGUCAUUAGUCAAAACUGUUGACGGCCUAGAAUCAACUUUCGGCGUCAACCACGUUGGCCACGCUCUACUCUUCCACCUCCUGUGUCCUUACCUUGCCCACAAGGCCCGGGUGGUUGUCGUUUCCAGCGGGACUCACGACCCAGACCAAGUUACGGGUGGCAUGCCCAAACCGAACUAUAUAAGUGCCGAGGAGAUGGCACACCCCACCUCUGCCUCAGCUAAUAACCCGGGUCGCCAGCGGUAUGUUGAAAGCAAGCUCGCGAACAUACUAUGGACGUACGCGCUCGACCGCCGUCUGAAACAGCGUGUUCCAGAGCGAGACAUCACAGUUAAUGCCUUUGACCCAGGCCUGAUGCCAGGCUCCGGAUUAGCGCGUGAAGCCGGUGGAUUUCUCAGGUUCCUCUGGAUGCACGUCCUUCCAAGGGUUAUUCCACUUCUCAGGAUUAUCUUCGUCCCGAAUAUCCAUCAUCCGAGUGAAUCUGCGGCUUCGCUAACGCGUCUCGCGGUUGGCUCGGAUCUAGAAGGCGAAAGUGGGAAGUACUUCGAGGGUAAGAAAGCUAUCAAGAGUAGCAAGGAGAGCUAUGAUGAGGCUAAACAAGACGAUGUUUGGCAAUGGACAGUGAAUUAUCUUGCGAAGGGGGACGAGGAACGGGAGCGCUUCGAACAGCUCAAAUAAUAAACCAGUACUAAUUUCUUAUUUUUCUUUCGCUAUCUCAUCUCUAGCCCCUAUAUAACAUUAAACUAAUAUAACCGAACUCGGAAAUAUACCCCUACCCUCCGGGGUAGUUCUCUACUGAUAACGUACCUCCGUAAAUAUAAUCAACAUUAGACUUUAUUUUAAUCAUAAUUAUAAACUAUCACUAAUAAUGAAAUGUGAGGACAUCUUUUUCCCCGGGUGGCAAU
Molecule: messenger RNA, 1493 nt
Organism: Daldinia loculata
Lineage: Eukaryota; Fungi; Ascomycota; Sordariomycetes; Xylariales; Hypoxylaceae
Product: NAD(P)-binding protein
Exons: 1
Coding region: 298-1266 (322 amino acids)
Source: RefSeq, a predicted model, not a curated record